Aedes albopictus (Asian tiger mosquito) is the source of this 2047-nucleotide messenger RNA. RefSeq names its product putative nuclease HARBI1. The transcript is spliced from 2 exons. NCBI's taxonomy places the organism in Eukaryota, Metazoa, Arthropoda, Insecta, Diptera, Culicidae. The record is from RefSeq and is a predicted model, not a curated record. Bases 449 to 1609 code for a protein of 386 amino acids.
UAGAAAGCAUUGUUCGAGAAAUUAUUUGAAUAUCUUCAAGUAUGUACAUGCAAUGCUAUUAAGUUUCUUCUUAAAAUAGAGAUCAUGUCAUUUUGUCCUUGUGAAAAAUCUUAUUAGAAAACGGUUUAAUGCAGGAUUCAGGCUCAUAGUUCCAGAUCGGAAAAAUAUUUUUUAAGAGCAAUCCACGCAUAUUCAAAAUUAUGCAGUAUUAUAACAAAACAGAUUCAAUAAUGUUUUAGCUGGCUAGCAUUUUUUAGGCUUUUGAAAGCAGUAUAUAGGCCCACUGCGUAUACAUGUCGAACAUCCUUGUGUGGCGCCACCGAGUUUUGUACAUCGCUUCGAAUUUCAUUGAUGGAAUGAUGGAAUGACAGAAUCACCAAAAUCAUUUUGAUCAAUAUAUUUGAAAGGAGCGAGCGAUAAGCAUGGUGUCCAUUUCAUUCAAACAAAAAUGGAUCCACGUAAGAAAGCCUGUUUUGCAAUUAUUCUCGCGCUUGGUGUUAAACGUGAUAAAAAACGACGAUAUUGGAUGAAAGAGUGGCUUAAAAAGCGCGAUGUUUAUUCACAUGUCGUUCUUCUCAGUGAAAUUUCUGUAUCAGAUCCGGAAGAUUUCCUAAACUAUUUCAGAAUGAAUAGUGAGACUUACAACAAACUAUUAAAUAUGGUUGAUCCGCUUAUUCGCCGCCAAGAUACUCAUAUGAGAAAGUGCAUAACUGUGACGGAACGCUUGGCAGUGACGUUGAGAUAUUUAGCUACAGGAAGAAGUUUUGAAGACUUGAAAUUUUCCACUUUGAUGUCCCCAGCAUCAAUUAGCGAAGCCGUUUUGGAAACAUGUGAAGCAAUAACGUAUGUACUCAGAGAUUAUGUUAAGUUUCCCACGACAGCAGCAGAUUGGAUGGUCAUUGCCAAUGGAUUUGGAGAGAAGUACCAGUUUUGGAACUGCCUGGGUGCAAUUGAUGGGAAGCAUGUCGCCGUUAAAAAACCAGCACAUUCAGGAUCACUCUACUACAAUUACAAAGGAUUUCAUAGUAUCGUGUUACUGGCAGUGGUUAAUGCUAAACGAGAGUUUAUCAUGGUAGAUGCUGGCGUUAAUGGAAAAAUUUCCGAUGGUGGAGUAAUGUUUUACUCAAAGUUUGGAGAGCUACUGGAAUGCAACUCUUUGAACCUACCAGCACCGGCCCCGCUUCCGAACACAACUGCAACGUAUCCGUAUGUUUUUAUUGGAGAUGAGGCCUUCGCACUACACCAAAACAUCAUGAAACCAUACGCACAAAAAUCGUUAAACGCAGAACGCCAGGAAUACAACAGAAGAGUAGCACAAUCAAGAUCCGUCGUUGAGAAUGGGUUUGGUAUUCUUAACACCAGAUUCGGAGUUUUCCAGAAACCCAUUAAUUUGGAACCCGAGAAAGCAACAAAAGUAGUAUUGGCAUGUUGUUACCUGCAUAACUUUCUAGCCACUGAGAAAUGUCCAUGCCCUACACCGGAUGAGAAUAAUGAUCAACCUUCUUUAAUGGAGGAUCUGCAGCGAUCUAUGAGCAGGAACUGUAUCCAAUCUGCAAAGGAUGUUCGCGACCGUUUGUGUAACUAUUUCAAUAACGAAGGCAAGAUCUAGACACAAUCACCAAUAAUCUUUCACUGAAUUAAUAUUUGAAACACAGAAGCAAUGAGUUAGAAUUAAAUAUAACCGAUUAACUAAAAAAAAUGUUUUUUUUUUUGUCAUUGCACUUGUGUCUACACAACACACGACUUCUGUAGUUUGACAGUUUACUAAAAAGUAUUCAUUUCCAUGGACCGAUGCAUGAGUUCACAACAUUUGCGUUUGUACGGCGCCGUGUUUACGAAAAAUAAAACUGUUUCCAUGGCCUCUAGAUAACACGGCACAAGCCAAAUGUCAAAAGAGUUAAUACAAUUUCAUUUCAACAGCAGAUGUCUUUUUUAGAUGAUUCAAUAUUUUUCAGUAUCGGGAAUUUAUUUCGUCGGUUUCGGUUGUUGGCUGUUAACUUGCGCACAACAUUUUGUGGAGGGCCUAGAAAAUAGCUUGACAGAGGGG